AUGGAUGAAUCGACUUCCACAAAUUUAAACAUGUCAAACGAAUUUUCUCAAACCGAUACAUUAAAAACAAAUAAUAACACAUUAAAACGAAAAAGUGUAGGCCGUCUAAAAGAAAAAAUUUGGGAAUUUUAUAUAACUAGUAAUGUUACAAAUAAUCGUAGUGCAACUUGCCAUUAUUGUUCAAAAUAUUGGAGCUGUGGAUGUCCUUCAGAAAUGGAGGCUCAUCUUGCGAAUAUUUGUCCUAGUGUUCCUAAAGAUAUAAAAGAAAAUUGGCAAGAAUUACUUUUAGAUAAGAUUACUAAUUACAAGAGAACAAAAAGCUCAAAUCAAAAACAUACAAACCAACUUGAUUUAUCGCCAAAUCAUCACGCUAAUGCACUUUUAAAAGAAGGGUUAGCUAAUUUACAAAUCAAAGGUGGUGAUUUAAAAUUAUAUAUUAAAACACGGUGGUGUUCUCUUUGGAAUACAGCUGAUUCACUAUUACGUGCAUGUUCUAUAUUUGAAUGGAUUAAGCGAUUAAAAAAAAGAUCAUUUAGACGGAUUUGUGAAAUUGCAGCCAAUUAUUGGAAAGCCUUAGGUAAUGAUGAGUAUUCGUAUUCAGAUUUGUUGGCUGAUCUUAGAAAGUAUAAGCGAAUUAAAGAUCCUUUUGAUAUGAAAUAUAAAAAAGAAAGUGAACUAGCGCUUAAUUGGUGGCUUACAUUUGAUGAGG
This is a messenger RNA of Scutellospora calospora, 709 nucleotides long. Lineage: Eukaryota; Fungi; Glomeromycota; Glomeromycetes; Diversisporales; Gigasporaceae. The record is from the annotation of a GenBank genome assembly.